UCGGGCGUGGGAUUCUUGUACGAGUGGUUUGCAGGACAGAAGAUGGCUUCCGCUAGACUUCUGUGUGUUGUUAGGCAGGACUUUUACCAGCAAGUGCACGGUGUGUUGAGAAGGAACCUACUCCGAAAACAACAAAUUAAACCCCUGAUAUGUCCAUGUAGUUUUUAUUCCUCACUUACCAAAGAUUUCUCAGAAGCCCGAGUAGAAGUCAGAGAUGGCCUCUCGGUGUUUACAGUGCCUUUACCAUCCCGAAGAGAAAACUGUGAAUUCACGCUUAAACCAGUGUCUCAGACAGUGGGGGAUCUACUCAAUUACAUGACACAAGAAGAUGGGGGCAUUGACAGGGCAGCUGUGUACACUGAUGAUGGUGUAAGGAUAUCCAGGUCCACAACCAUAGAUGUCCUACUGAGGCAUAACUUCAAACUCGUCGUUAACAGCACAGAGUAUGAUAUCAAAGCUCCAGAGGGAUUCCAAGCUACCACCAGUGAGGACCUGAAGGAGCUGUCUGAUGCCAAGAACUUAAUCGCCCACCUCUACUCAUCAAUGAAUGUAGAACAACAUCAGAUAGAGCAAGAGAAAGAACUCCUUAAGAAACUAGAACACCUGAAGAUGGAGUUAGCUCCCAUGGAAGAGAAAAUGAACAAGCUGAAUGCUGUGGCUCAGCGGCGGACCUCGUUCUUGUCAUGGGCGGGACUUGCAGCUAUGGGGGUCCAGUUUGGGUUCCUGGCCCGCCUGACUUGGUGGGACUACUCCUGGGAUAUCAUGGAACCGGUCACCUACUUCGUGACCUAUGGCACCACCAUGGCAAUGUUUGCAUAUUUUGUUCUCACUAAACAGGAAUAUAACUUUGUGGAAGUCAAAGACCGACAGCAUUUACUCUCCAUUCACGGCAACGCCAAGAAGGAGGGAGUGGACAUCAGCAAGUACAAUGAGCUCAAGGAGGCCUCGGCCAAACUGGAGUACGACAUCCGGCGACUGAGGGACCCCCUGCAGCUUCACGUACCCAUGCUGAAUCCGUCCAAAGACAGCAGUCAGUGAUCACCAUGUUCCUGUGUCAGCGGGCAUUAGUCUUAGCAGUUGAGAGGAUAGGCUGGGUUGAUAGUUAGUCUGGUCAAAUAGCAUAAGAAUAUACACCUUCAAUAAUAUAGUCAAUUAUCUUCUCUAACUCUCCCUGUAGCCUAUGUUAUUUUUUCUUGUUAAUUUUGGUAACUGAUUUUUAAUGAAGUUUUUUUCCACUCGGGACUGAUAUAUAUUUUUCUUUUUUAAUGUCAAAGUAGAAAGUGUUAAGUUGGAGAGAAUUAAUUUAAACUGACUGAACAAACCUGUGAUAAGACAGUCCUGUUGGUAGCUCGCCACUUCUUUAGGGGAACAGUCUUAAAACCUGUUAAAUCCCUUGGCCAUAGUAAAGAGAGAAAAACUCGAUCUAUCAGCAGACAAGUUUGGGAUUAGUAGAGGCAGCAAUAUAUCAAAUAAUCAGCUAUUGAUUUUGAUAGCAGUUAUUAUUAACCUUGUGUUGUGAACAAAGAAAUCAAAGUUUUUGAAAAGAGGAAUUUCUAGGCUUUUUUCAUAGAAUAACAAACAGCAAUUGCAGGGUUUAAAUGUUAACUUACAGCAUGUAAAAGAGAAGUGGUUUUGGUUUUUUUCUCCCAAAAGAACAAUAGUAUGAGAAAAUUAAGUCAUUUUCUUUUCUGACAUGAAAAGGAUUUCAACAAAGGUUGGACAAUUGUGCUUUUGUUUUAAGCAGUGAUAUAAUUGGCCUGUCAGCGUCCAAUCAGAUUUCGUAUUUUCGACGACCUUCCCCUCCCUGAUGGUCCUGACUAGCUCUUGGUUGUCUGUGAUUAUUUCAUGUGAUAGGAUGUGUGCUUGUCCAAACAGUGCCUGGUUAUAAUGAUGGUGUGUAUUAAAGCUCUCUCCCUUUCACUCCAUCCCUCAAAACAAGAAUAAAAUGGAGAGAGAAUUAACUAAGUUAAGCAAUCACUAAUGAAUUAAAAGAGAGAGAAGUUCCAUUUGCAAAGUUUCAGACUCGAGUUGAGUUUAAGUUCUUUGUUCUUGAAUUGAAAUCAUAGUUAUCCUCCUUAUUCCAAGAAUAAUCUCUUGUACUGUCGAUGUUAAAGAAAAUAAAUUCUACUUAAUUCUUUUUUGUGAAAGAUCAAAGUUCCGUUUUAUGCAAUUUAUGCAUUUUUUAAAAUUAUUUUCCUGUUAAUCUGUAUGUAAGCAUGUAUAUUUUAUUAUAUUCUUUAAACUCCACAAAUACACUGUACAAUCAAUUUAAAUGCAUUAUUUUUUCUGUUAAGCUAUAUGUAGCUUGUAUAUUUAUAUGAUAUUCUUUAAACUCCACAAAUUGUCCAAUCAUUUUAAAAGAAAGUAUAUAACAGAGGUUUGGAUUAUUUUUCAUAUAAAAAAUCAACUUUUUGCAUUGUAUGUAUGUUGAGUUGUUCUUCAUAUACUUCUGAAUUGUGCUUUGAUGCUCAUUAACUGCAGUAUUCAAAUUUUUAAUAUUAAAGCAUUUUUUAAAAUGUACAAUUGCUUAUAUGGAGAUUAAUCUUACAAAUCUGUACUUAUUGCUUCAGAGAACUGAGCUGUAAACAAAGAAUAUCGCUAUAGCUAUGUACCUUGUAUACACCUUUUAUUAAAUAUUGGAUGGAUGAGGUCAAUAUAAUGGUUUGUGUAGUUAAGGGUAAACGUUAGUAGAAUUAAGUAUAACAAUAGUAUCAUAGCCAAUUUUUAUGAGCACCCACUUUGAUAUAUAUCAUAGUUUUUGCAUGAACCAUUAACUGACUGUAGUAGCAGUAACACACACAUACUAGUACAUGUACUUCAAAACUAUUGGAUUAACAUAUCAUUGUUUAGAAUUACAUGUUGUUUGAGAAUCCACUUUAAAUUAUUCAUAUGAAUAUAUCUAGAAUUUGCUUGGAAAUAUCCAAACUGUGCUUGGAAUUCAUUUGGGUCAAUCAAUGAUGUUUUGAGGAAUCUGCUUAGAAAUAUUCAAACCCUAACCCUGUGCUUGGGAAUCCAUUUGGAUUCAUUCAGAAAGUGCAAUGGAAUCUACAUGGAAAUACCCAGACUGUGCUUGGGGAUCCAUUUGGAUAUAUCCAGAAAUGAGAAUGUGCUAAAGAGUCCACUUGGAAAUACCAGUAUUCAAACUGUGCUUGACCUGUUCAGAAUUUGCUUAAGAACCCUAACUGUGAAGUUAUCACAACUUUUUGAAGUCACUGCCUACAUCUAGGACCGAUGUUGUGUGUUAGUUAGCAUUGUGUGAAUAAUACACUAACGAAAUUAAUUUUGACCUGCACUGUUGUGCAUGAAUCCAGCACAAUGUGAUACAGACCGAGAUAUUUUUCUACACCUCCUCUCAUUGUAAAUCAAGUCCACCGUGUCAUCUGAGACGAUAUAGAUGGCUCUAUCAAUUUCGCCCGUUUUAAGCGAUAGUUAGAAAUUUCCCGGUUCAUUUUUCUGUGACUUGUUUCAAUGUUUCUAUUGUUAGACCAAUACCUUUGUUGUUAUUUAUUCUUUCCAUUCCUUUUGUAGGAUGUAUUCGUAUUUAAUCCCUUUUUGUUCCGCACCCUAUAAACUUGCACCCUUCUCCUCACUGUACGUCUUCUGACUGGGUUGUGGGGGUAUUUAUAGAAAUAUUUAUAUAUACACUAGUGUCUCAAAUCAUUUGUCCUUUAUGUGUUAGACUAAUUAAGAUUGAAAAAAAAAAUGUGGAAAAAUAAAGGUUUACUAUAAAA
Messenger RNA from Magallana angulata, 3731 nucleotides. RefSeq names its product calcium uniporter protein, mitochondrial-like. The coding region runs from base 43 to 1038 and encodes 331 amino acids. The record is from RefSeq and is a predicted model, not a curated record. Gene Ontology annotation, biological process: mitochondrial calcium ion homeostasis; calcium import into the mitochondrion. The transcript has 7 exons. Gene Ontology annotation, cellular component: uniplex complex; mitochondrial inner membrane. NCBI's taxonomy places the organism in Eukaryota, Metazoa, Mollusca, Bivalvia, Ostreida, Ostreidae. Gene Ontology annotation, molecular function: uniporter activity; calcium channel activity.